AUGGCUGAUGCACCUGCCGGUGGCUCAAGAGGAGUAGUCAGGAAACGUCCCUCUAGUAAUAGUACAAGACCAGUAUCACGCGCCGGCAACUCUUCAAGCAUGUUGAAAAUGUACACCGACGAUGCACCUGGUCUCAAAGUGUAA
Ambispora leptoticha is the source of this 144-nucleotide messenger RNA. Lineage: Eukaryota; Fungi; Glomeromycota; Glomeromycetes; Archaeosporales; Ambisporaceae. The record is from the annotation of a GenBank genome assembly.